Hibiscus syriacus is the source of this 1544-nucleotide messenger RNA. Its product is annotated as serine/threonine-protein kinase CBK1-like. The transcript is spliced from 8 exons. Bases 322 to 1158 code for a protein of 278 amino acids. Gene Ontology annotation, molecular function: protein serine/threonine kinase activity; ATP binding. Lineage: Eukaryota; Viridiplantae; Streptophyta; Magnoliopsida; Malvales; Malvaceae. Gene Ontology annotation, cellular component: cytoskeleton; cytoplasm. Gene Ontology annotation, biological process: peptidyl-threonine phosphorylation; actomyosin structure organization. The record is from RefSeq and is a predicted model, not a curated record.
UACUACGCUGAACCCGCUCCGAAACAAUCAUCAAUACACCGCCGUGAUGAUUAAUUAUCCAUGUGGAUGAUUUUUAUUUGGCAUGAAAAUGGAAGGAAGUUGGGAUUGGAAAUAGAGGAUUAAGAGUAAGAUCAGUGAAAGAGCUCUGUAUUUUUUUCUUCCAUCAUCAUCACUCUUCGUUGGCUGUUGCAGUAAAUGAGAAAGUUCUUAUCUUUCUUUAAGUAAAGAAAAGGUUAGCUUUUUUGAAGAGUAUAUAUAUAUUUGUAUAUCUCGACACAGAGCGAGAGAGAGAGAACGGGGAUUUUAGAGAGGGAGAGAGAAAUGGAAGGCAUAGAGGAAGAACAGAGCGGAGAAGAGGUGGUGCUAGGGUCAACCUUGACGAUGGAGAAAGUGGCGGCGGCUAAACAGUUCAUUGAGAAUCACUAUAGAUCUCAGAUGAAGAAUAUUCAAGAACGCAAAGAAAGACGAUGGGUACUGGAGAGAAAGUUAGCAGCUUCAGAUGUGCCCCAGGAGGAACAGAUCAAUCUGAUAAAGGUUCUGUUGACUGCUUUUAGGUGGUCACUAGGAGCAAUAAUGUAUGAAAUGCUAAUUGGAUAUCCUCCAUUUUAUUCAGAUGAUCCGAUUACCACAUGCAGGAAGAUUGUGCAUUGGAGAACACACCUAAGAUUUCCUGAAGAUUUGAGAUUAAGUCAUGAGGCAAAGGAUCUCAUAUGUAAAUUGCUUUGUGAUGUCGAUCACCGAUUAGGUACUGGAGGGGCACAUCAAAUUAAAGCUCAUCCUUGGUUCAAGGAUGUUGUGUGGGACAAACUUUACGAGAUGGAUGCUGCAUUUAAACCUGAAGUGAACGGGGAAUUAGAUACUCAAAAUUUUAUGAAGUUUGACGAAUUGGAUGCUCCAUCACCAGCAAGAUCUAGCUCAGGACCUUCACGGAAGAUGCUUUUAACACCUAAAGAUCUAAAUUUUGUUGGUUAUACAUACAAGAAUUUUGAUGCCGUCAAAGGGCUUCGCCAUUCUUUAGAUUCCAGGAAUCCAUCGAUGGAACAGCAAUCCCAUGAUUCUAUAUAUGGUGAUUCAGGGGUAGGUUAUUCUACUAGGCGAUCAGCCGAGGAAACAGAGAUGCAAAUGCUUACAUCAACAGGUGAUCCCAUGUUACCAUAAAGUAACUAAAGGGCAACCUCUUACAUUAAUAUAUGGAACCACUUUGUUAAGUGUACAGAAGUAUUUAAAGGAAAAAUUAUUAAAACCCAGUUCUUGGUUGAUUGGUAGAAGCAAAGCAAAGAUCCCUUUUUUCAGCCAAAAAGGCUGUGUAUUAGAAGUUGGACGAGGGUUCUGAAACUUGAUGAUGCACUGGCACUGGAUGCCCAGGUUGGCUUUGGUGAAUUUGCCUUCUCUAGUGGCAGUUUCUGGUCAAAAUUUUUAAGUGAUAGCAAACUCCUCAGAAACUCUAUUAAGCCAUUUUGGGGAAAAUGAUUCCCCUAUUGUUGUUGUGUGUAAACUUAUUAGCAAAAGCUGGAAAUUAGCUUUGGGGAAAUAACAUUUUGCUG